Drosophila suzukii is the source of this 559-nucleotide messenger RNA. Its product is annotated as E3 ubiquitin-protein ligase TRIM39. The record is from RefSeq and is a predicted model, not a curated record. NCBI's taxonomy places the organism in Eukaryota, Metazoa, Arthropoda, Insecta, Diptera, Drosophilidae.
CCCCCAAAGGAAAUUCACACUUCACUAGCUGAGCGACACUUCCUUUAUAUGUGUGUCCCUAUAUUUUGUAGUCUAAGCCUGUGAAACAAAAUAACCGUGAUACAAGUGCAUCCAGUACGCGAACUAAUCCACUAAUCCGAUUCAGAUCUUGUGACCAUGACCGCUAACCCGUGCAUAUUCUGUUUAGAUGAGCAGAGGUUUCCGCACCGCUUACCCUGCGGUCACUCCUUCUGCACGGAGUGCUUCCAGAGGUACUUGGAGCUGGGUCGGGACUCGAGGUGUCCACUCUGCAGACGCGACUUCAGGCCGGUCCGCCAGACUUCUCCCCCCGAAGAGACUUCUCCAGAGGAACCCGCACCUGAGAACGAGAUGGACACUCUGGUGCUGACCCUUUCGGAACAGGAGUGCCGGUUCUUUGAGCAGCUCUCCAGGGACUUACGAUUGGCCAGCAGUUAUUUUUUUUAGAUAUUAGUAUAUAUUUGUACUUUAUGUGCGGCAAAAACCUUGUUUUUUUUUGCAAAGUUAUGCGCCAGAGAUGAAAGAUUGCUGGCGAAUACUU